Molecule: messenger RNA, 1034 nt
Organism: Sorghum bicolor (sorghum)
Lineage: Eukaryota; Viridiplantae; Streptophyta; Magnoliopsida; Poales; Poaceae
Product: thioredoxin-like protein YLS8
Exons: 2
Coding region: 217-645 (142 amino acids)
Biological process (GO): mRNA splicing, via spliceosome
Cellular component (GO): U5 snRNP; spliceosomal complex; U4/U6 x U5 tri-snRNP complex
Source: RefSeq, a predicted model, not a curated record
UGCCCCGGCGUCUUCGCCUGCCCCCACACAUCCGCAGGUUUUCGGCCAUCGGGCGCUCCUCCUCUCCGUUUUCGCGAAGCAGCUCGGCACCCGCAGCCCGCUGGCGAGAUUCCCGGAGGAGCAGGAAGGGGAGCAGCAGCCGUCGGAACACCCGCAGGAGAGAAUCCAGGAGGAGCAGGAAGGGGAGCAGCAGCCGUCGGGGGGAAGAAGAAGAAGAUGUCGUACCUGCUGCCGCAUCUCCACUCGGGGUGGGCGGUGGACCAGGCCAUCCUCGCCGAGGAGGAGCGCCUCGUCAUCAUCCGCUUCGGCCACGACUGGGACGAGACCUGCAUGCAGAUGGAUGAAGUGCUGGCAGCAGUAGCUGAGACCAUAAAGAACUUUGCAGUCAUCUACCUUGUUGACAUCACAGAGGUCCCUGAUUUCAACACUAUGUACGAGCUGUAUGACCCUUCUACGGUGAUGUUCUUCUUCCGGAACAAGCACAUCAUGAUUGAUCUUGGGACAGGAAACAACAACAAGAUCAACUGGGCCCUGAAGGACAAGCAAGAGUUCAUCGACAUCGUGGAGACUGUUUACAGGGGCGCCCGGAAAGGCCGUGGUCUGGUGAUUGCUCCAAAGGACUACUCCACAAAGUACCGUUACUAAGAAGUGAAGCAUUCACGCGGAGCAGCAGCUGCUGUUUGCUAGCCUAGUAUGUUCCCCUUAUGCAAUCUAUUAGGGGAUGUUUACUCAGACAGUCAGUUCGACUGGCAAUGCUUAACUGUAUCUUGGCAUGCCCUAGUAUAUUCAAGUUGCUGGCGUUAACUAUAUCUUGGCAUGCCAAAGUGAUCUUGUGAAGUUGUGAUUUGAGGUGAUUGCUGGAGUACCCCCCCCCAAAAAAAAAAGGAUUUGCGUUCUCCCUCCCUUUGGAAUGGCUAUAUGUUUACUAAUGAGAAACAGUUACAUGUUUGGAACGUGGGAACUGUGCUUUGCUAUUUUGUAUGAACGAGUGCCCCUCAAUCUGUAAGUCCAAUAUAAAUUGAGCUCUUUUUGAU